Messenger RNA from Labeo rohita (rohu), 2853 nucleotides. It is a transcript of the gene arl13b, whose product is annotated as ADP-ribosylation factor-like 13b. The record is from RefSeq and is a predicted model, not a curated record. NCBI's taxonomy places the organism in Eukaryota, Metazoa, Chordata, Actinopteri, Cypriniformes, Cyprinidae. Gene Ontology annotation, cellular component: motile cilium; non-motile cilium; ciliary membrane. Gene Ontology annotation, biological process: receptor localization to non-motile cilium; non-motile cilium assembly. Gene Ontology annotation, molecular function: GTP binding; GTPase activity. The transcript is spliced from 10 exons. Bases 571 to 1797 code for a protein of 408 amino acids.
AUAGCAGCCAGAUUCAGCUUGGUAAACAAAGCGGACACCUAACGUUAGCGAGCUAACUGUUAUCCCAAUACAUUUUUUGCGAAAAACGGUCGAAAAUUUAGAGUAAAACUCAUACGCGGACAGUUUCCAAACGGUGUUCAUUGUUAUUUAAUUAUUUUUUUCUUUCUAAUGACAUGAUAUGUAAUUUAAUAGUUUUUAUGGAUCGUAUGUAGCUAACCAGUAGCUAACUGGUUAGCCUUUCAGUGAGGCUGCAUUGAUUUGUGUAACGUUAGUGUGCAAAAUGAAACGGAAUUGCAUGGUCAGUACUGUAAGUGAUAGACUGCUAAUUAGACGAUGUAGCUUAGUGGACAAUUUGUAGUUAAUUUCGCCCUUAUUCUCUAAUAGGAGACAUAACAAAAUGCCUGUACCUAUAUCUGUGCGAAUCACUCGGAUAGGCAGAUAAAAGCGUGCUAGCAGAUAACGGUUUGAUUGAAAACACACACAAAAAAGAAAAUCAGUCAGGAACUUUAGUAAUACGCCAAAACGGUUGUCAUGAAAUAAUAAAAUCCAAGUUUAAACACUUGGGGUGAAAUGUUCAAUCUGAUGGCGAACUGCUGCAACUGGUUGAAACGAUGGAGAGAACCUGCAAGGAAGGUGACAUUAGUAAUGGUUGGACUGGACAAUGCUGGAAAAACAGCUACUGUCAGAGGAAUCCAGGGAGAAAGUCCUUUAGAUGUAGCACCUACAGUGGGCUUCUCAAAGGUGGACCUGAAACAGGGCAAGUUUGAGGUCACAAUCUUCGACCUGGGUGGCGGGAAGCGUAUCCGCGGCAUUUGGAAAAACUACUACUCUGAGUCUUACGGAGUGGUGUUUGUUGUGGACUCCAGUGAUGUUCAAAGGAUCCAGGAGACCAGAGACACAAUGGCUGAGGUUCUCCGGCACCCUCGUAUCGCAGGCAAACCUGUAUUAGUACUGGCUAAUAAACAGGACCGAGAUGGGGCAUUGGCUGAAGCUGAUAUCAUUGAGACGCUGUCUUUGGAGAAGCUUGUGAAUGAGAAUAAAUGCCUCUGUCAGAUUGAACCCUGUUCUGCAGUGCUGGGUUAUGGUAAGAAGGUUGACAAAUCCAUUAAGAAUGGCCUUAACUGGCUCCUGAAUAACAUUGCCAAGGACUACGAGGCAAUUUCAGAGCGUGUGCAAAGAGAUACAGCUGAGCAGAAGGCUCAAGAAGAACAAGACAAGAAGGAAAGGGCAGAGAGAGUCCGGCGGAUCAGAGAGGAGAGAGACAGACAGGAGCGAGAAGAAGCAGAGCGAGAAGGAAGGACAUUGAAAGAGGAGGAGCUAGAUGAUGUCAACAUGUCCAACCCAUUCCAGCCAAUAAACAGUGUUGUUAAUGAGAAUGAAGACAGACUAAACAAAGAGAAAGAGAUGCAAAGACAAAGAGAAAAUGGCGAGCAGGGUAGUGUGCAAGAGCAGACAACCCUUCAAGAUGAGGAUGAAGAGGAAGAGGAGGAUGAAGAGAGCGAGAGACAGACCCCGGAGAGCACAGAAUCAGGAGCGGUGGACCAGACCAAAAAGAAAACUAGGAAAUUACGAUUGAAACGUAAGCACAGAGUCGACCCUCUCAGAGUGGAAGAAGCAGCACCCAAAAGCCCAACCCCUCCUCCAUUACCAGUUGGAUGGGCUACUCCUAAAGUCUCUAGGCUCCCCAAACUUGAGCCUCUUGGAGAUACGAGACAUUCUGAUUUCUAUGGCAAACCUCUCCCACCUGUAGCAAUUAGGCAGAGGCCGAACAGCGAUACUCAUGAUGUAAUUUCCUAACACUACCUCUGCUUCCCCCCCUCACUGGUUUACAAUUCUCAAGUAUUGUUUUGUUCUUAUCUUCAAGCACGGGCAGUGUAGCAAACUACGCAGAUGCAAUUGCCCAUAAGCGAGGAACUGAUACCCAAUCGACAAACCCAGACGGAUCACAUGACCUCGAGCAACUUCUGGCCAGCAGAAGCUGUUUAAAUAAGAUGGGGGACUUGGACAUUCACUGUACGACAUGUUCAGAUAAUGUUCUUAAAUUUAGUACGGUUCAAUAUUUUACUUUCUUUAAAGCUGUUUUUCUUGUUUUAAUCAAACUAUUUAAAAUCAGUAUUAACAGAAAUUUGAAACACAUUUUCACACUUCUUUGUGAAAAAUAUAUUACAGACCUAUUUUUUAAGAGAAUUAAAAUGUAUGUAAAUACAUAAGAGUUUAAAUUUGUGUACUUGAAAUUGUACAAACAUGUUUUUAUGGUCCACAUGCAUAUCUUAAGCUCUUGUGCAUAUAUAAUGUGCGGUUGAUUGUGACACAGUUUGCCUUUAAAAUAUCAGAUGGUCUUUUUUUCAGCUGCAUUUCUAGGUUUAUACACUACACUGUCUUAAUUUUGAGAAUGACAUUCAUACUUUCAAAUAGCACCAGCAACAGAUACAGAGAAAGUGAACUUUUGAAAUGUUUUUGCAACCUCAUUUUUGAGUUUGAAACUGCAUUUUAUUCUCACAUGUGGUACGCUGUGCUUUAUCACGGAGGAAAGCAUCAUGUUCUGAAAGACGAUGAUUCUAUAAUUUUGUGAUUUACAGAUAAGAUAUUCCACUGUAAGUGUAACAGUGCUCAACCUCAAAUAGAAAUACAUAUUUUAAUGUAUAAUGUCAUAUUGUAAAAGCUGCUUUCAUAUUUAUUUGAUGCCAUUGCCAUUUUUUUUAUAUUUUACAUUGUUUGUUUUGUUUUGUAUUUUACGCCCCACACUAAUGUUUAGUUGAUGUGUCAUCCAGUUUGCUCUGCUUUCAGUACCUGCUUCUUUUGUACCCAGUUCACAUUUAAUAUGAAUGUCAAAUUAAAUAUAUUAUAAAAAUG